UUAAGAGAGCGCGCAAAGGACAAAUAAAAUUAUAAGAAUCAAUAGUGGCAAUGGAACUUUUUUGGGUGGAAUCUCGACUUGGUAUGGUUUAAUCGCAGUAAGCACGGCUAUGAGAGUUUUCUUUAACCGAAAAGCAAGGAUUCUUCGUUGUAUUCGGAUUGGGAAUCCCAUUUGAAACGCCAAACAUGGCCUUUUCCCUUUGUGGGUCGGUAUCGUCGCUACUUUUCGACUUCUGCUUUAUAUGGUGUUUGGCAAUGGCAUCGGGAAUGACGAAAUCGGCUCCUAUUACUAAAGAACCUUCUUCGCAAAGAACCACAACCCGUUUCAAGCUCCAGUUUGAUGGAUGCCUUCGUCCGCCUCGAGACCCUGGGUUUCCGACGAUUCCCUAUCGCAUGGCCGUAUGUUCUGCUUGUGUUUGGGUGGUGCACAGUAGAAAUAACAGCGAUUGGGUUGACUUUGAUCGAAAUGACGUUGACGACAACGAUGAAACCUUGAUUACGCCAUUGGCAGUCGGCGCAAGGGCACUUCCAGUUUCCACAGAAACGACUUCACAGCAUGCUGAAUACGAAGGUCUCUUGUUGGGACUACAGUGGAUGGUUGAUUUUUUUUCACUACCAGACUGGAACAUACAAUAUACAUUUGCCGAGAAUUCGAGAGCACUUGAAAACAUCAGUGGGAUCGAUAGUUAUACUUCUACCAUGCGACAACCACAAAGAGUACUGAUAUCGAUAGAGGGUGAUUGCAAGACAGUCAUUGAUCAACUUUCAGGGAAAGCGAUACCUCGAAAAUUGGAAUCGUUGCAUGUACGCGCUCAGAGUUUGUUGGACGAGCUCACAAAUAGAAACGUAGUUGUCAUCAAUGAUGAUGAUGAUGAUGAUGAUGAUGAUGAUGAUGGCAAAAUCUCAGACGCACGUAGCCUCGAGUCAACAGAGGCAGUAGCAUUUGACAUAGAAUGCCGCCAUAUACCAAGAAGUCACAACCCAAUCAGUGAUAGCCUGUGCAAUAAUCUCAUGAACAUUAUUGCUGCGAAGUCUUGGAAUGACAGCAUUCAGAAAUUGGAAGAAGCCGAGAAACAUGUAAUGGAUCAUGAACUCUCUGCUUCGAGUCCGCAUACAAUCUCAGAGCGACUUUCCAAUAUCCUCGAAACUACAACUAAAACAWCGAAAUAUUCCCUCCGACCUCCUGUGUACGAUAUGUUGGCGGAUCUUGCCGUUAGGACAAAAGACUACAAAUUGCUGGUAGACAUUGGGGAGCGACUCGUCGAGGAAGGAUCUUUUAAAACCAAGCCUCAUUCUUCCAAGAGACGCCAUGGCUCAAGCACGUCUCCUAWGGRUGCUAUGAAAAUCGAAGGGAAUCAAAAAAAGAAAGGGAUUAGAUAUCAAAUCGAAGGUUGGAGGGGGUUGGGAAAAGAGAAAAAGGCAAGGUUUCUGGAGCGAAAACACAAAGUCCUACUUUCUUCGGAUGGCGGCGACGACUACAACUAUGUAAGUAAUAGAGCACUGAAAGGCUUGGGUGACAUUGCCAUGGGUGAUUGGGGGACAGCAAUACCCGACACCUGGAAGCCUGUGGUUCAUAAAUGGUUCGCUUCUGUUCGGUAUGACUCAGAAGACGAGCUGGUGSCAUUAUGGGAAGAAAAUAUUGAUAGGCAGUAGGUUCAAGAGACAUAGUAACGGGACCGAUCGCAAGUUUUCACUCUAUAAUGUAUUAUUCUAUUAUGGGAUUUUUUUCUUCCGUUUUAGUACCCAUACCGUUCCUUAUCAAUCCAUCCCUCGUGUUUCGGAUCGUCGGAACAGCGCACUGCCGAGAACGAAGCUAGGACAGGGCGAAAAAAUGCUCUCCACCACCGUGUAUGGUUAUCACCUGUAUAAACAUCAUUGCAUACCAAUGUUCCGUGCGUCAUUCGAUAUGGCUUUGUUCCACCAGCUUCUCGUUGACGAUUGUGCAUGUGCCUGCCCCAUAUGCGGCAAUUCAUUGUCAAUUGCACCGUCCGUAACACGCCUUCCUCAGCAUCAAUAUUGGUCUCUUCCCCCCCUAAUGCCGMUACUUUUUGGCGGGGGUAGGCUGUGAGUGAUACCUCGUCAUAAAAGCGAUCGGUCACG
This is a messenger RNA of Pseudo-nitzschia multistriata, 2099 nucleotides long. The record is from the annotation of a GenBank genome assembly. NCBI's taxonomy places the organism in Eukaryota, Bacillariophyta, Bacillariophyceae, Bacillariales, Bacillariaceae.